AUGUCUAGACUCGACGCUGCCCCUCCAAAUACACAUGCUGGCGGUAAUGACGAUGCUCUUCGCACAAAGGGCAGCGAUCCGCUCAACGCUCCUCCCACGUAUGAGGUAGCCGAUGAAAGAGUCAACAUGGAAGAAUAUGCUAGGACAGUGCCAAGAUGGAAGAGAAUCUGGCAACACAGUUUGACACAAAUGAUGUUACUCAGUGUGCAGGCCUUCUGUGGCCCUGCCAUGGCUGAUGCUAUCGCCGGUCUCGGUGGAGGUGGUCUCGCAACUCCUCAAACCUCGAACAUUGCGACGGCUGUCAACUACACAAUGCUGGCUGUCUGCUGUGCCCUCGGUGGACCCAUUGUUAACAAGCUUGGAACAAAGUGGGCAUUGGUCAUCGGUGCUUGCUCGUUUCCAAUUCGAGGGUCUUCAUACUACUGCAACUCCAAGUUCGGAAACCAGUGGUACCUGAUUUUAGGUGGCUUCUUCACCGGCAUUGGCACCGGCACUUGGUAUGUAGCUGAGUCGGGCACCAUUAUGUCUCUUGCACCAUCCGGAUCUCGUGGCAAAUACUUAGCUCUUUGGAUCGUUGCUCGAAACUUGGGGCAGCUAGUUGGUGGUGCUAUCAAUCUGUCGAAAAACCACGAGAAAGGUGUAGUCGGUGGUGUAACACCCGAUACAUAUGUCGCUUUCUUGAUUAUCGAAUGUAUGGCCUUGCCCUUUGCCUUCCUCAUAUCCCCUCUUGAACGAGUCGUACGCUCGGACGGAACGCGUAUCCUAGUAUCCGAGAAAAUCGGCACCAAGAUGGAAUUCAAACAGAUCAAGAUAACUAUGACCUCAAAGCUGAUCUUAUUAUCUGCUUUCUGGGCUAUAUGGUCUUUCUUCUACAGUGGUACAUGGUCCACCUACCUUGGUACCUACUUCAGCGUCCGCGCCCGCGCACUCUCCUCCCUUAUCUCGCCUUUCUUCUGCAUCGUUGGAUGCUUCGGUUUGGGCUUCAUACUUGAUCUCAAGGGCGUCAGUCAACGACGUCGCGCACAAAUCGGUCUCUUCACAGUCGUGCUCCUCAACCUUGGCGUGUACAUCUGGUCGAUUGUCAUGCAAGCUCGUUUUAACAGCAAUAACCCCGGAAAGAUCGAUUGGGACGAUUCGUUAUAUGCGCGUUCCUUCUUGCCGUACUUCUUUGUUCAAACCACCGGUCCUUUGUCACAGUCGUAUAUGUACUGGUUGUUGUCUUCCUUUGCAACAGACGCUCAAGCCAACGUACGCAAUGGUGCAGCUUUCCGCUGUCUUGAGGCCAUCGGACAAGCCAUCUCGUACGGCAUGAACACGCAAAUCAAGACAUCGCCUCUAAUCGGAUUCUGCGUCACAUUCGGUUUGAUGGCUGUUGCUCUAGGCCCGAUGCUGGUAUUGGUGAAUUCAACACCAGACCGCAUCCCUGCUGAUGUGAUUGCGGAAGAGCAGUAUCACCAAGAGAAGAAGAUAGAUAAUGUGGAGGUUGAGACCAAGGUAUGA
Messenger RNA from Alternaria burnsii, 1500 nucleotides. RefSeq names its product mfs general substrate transporter. Gene Ontology annotation, biological process: transmembrane transport. The transcript has 6 exons. Gene Ontology annotation, molecular function: transmembrane transporter activity. Lineage: Eukaryota; Fungi; Ascomycota; Dothideomycetes; Pleosporales; Pleosporaceae. The record is from RefSeq and is a predicted model, not a curated record. The coding region runs from base 1 to 1500 and encodes 499 amino acids.